Messenger RNA from Volvox carteri f. nagariensis, 1558 nucleotides. RefSeq lists its product as uncharacterized. The record is from RefSeq and is a predicted model, not a curated record. The transcript is spliced from 3 exons. The annotation marks the transcript as partial. NCBI's taxonomy places the organism in Eukaryota, Viridiplantae, Chlorophyta, Chlorophyceae, Chlamydomonadales, Volvocaceae.
AUGGCUAAGAACAUCCUAAUCGUCUGCACUUCCUGUGACAGGCUUGGAGAUACCGAUGAGCCAACGGGCUGCUGGGCUGAGGAAGUAGUCGCGCCUUAUUAUAUUUGGAAGAAGCAUGGCUACAACGUCACUAUCGCCUCCGUCAAGGGAGGUGAAGUUCCGAUGGACGAGGCCAGUCUUAACCCGCCCUUCCUCACAAAGGAGGUGCUGUCCUCCAGUAUAAAGGAAUGCUACUUAUUUAUACCGGGCCGUAAUCGUGCUGUCAUGUAUAGCGGUAUCAACCCUUACUUGCCUGUAGCCAAGAAGCCAUCGAAACCAAAACCUGACCUUAAGAAGACAGAAAUCGUAGUGAAGGCACAGAAAAAAACUGCGGAAAACGCCGCCACAAAAGGACAUGUGCCCUUGCUCGACACGCAGCCUGAGCAAGACGAAGGUCCCGUAGAGCAGUAUUUCUAUACUAACCAUAUACAUGAUGAUGUGAAUACCGUGGGUGAGGAGGAUGCAUCAUCGGGUGAGGGUUCGGACAUCGAUGAGGAUGAUGGGCCUGAGGACGCGAACUCCCGCCAGCUAGUGGCGGAGGUAUACUUUAAGUUCGUCCACAAAACCAUCGCAUCCCGUAAGAAUCUGCUUCAUCAGGCGGGGGUCACGUUUAGGAAUGCAGUCACCGCAGCGGACGUCAGUACCUGCCCUACGUGCGGGGCCGAGAGCUCCGGCAACCCACUGUCUUGUCCGGUCACCGUGGUGACGUGGGAUCAGCCUAUUGAACUGGAGGUUCCUGUUCACUACUGCGGAACCUGCCGGAAGCAGUUCAGCAUCCGACCUACAGCAGUGGACUGCCUUCAGGACUCGAAUGUUAGCUGGGACAUCAGCGAUCGACGGGCCGGCAUCGCUGUGGUCUGGUGGCACCAGUUGAUCCUCCAGCAGUUUGACCAGUUGGCAUUCUACACCCGCCAUAUCAGUGCCGACCGCUUCUGUGCUGCGAUGGUGGAGAACUGGAGUUGCAACGGUUUUCAGGACUCCAUUGCCACCACCAUAUCCCUCCGCAAACGCCUUCGGCAGGCGCUGUUGCUGUAUCAUUACCUUCAGGGGAUGGAGGAGGAUUACCCUGAGGGCUUAGUGGGGUGGUGCAACGGCGCUCUGAACGCGUGCCCGUGCUGCGGAGACGAGAAGACCUACCCGUCGAGGGGUUCAGGGUUCGCUCACAGCCCACAAGGCGAGCCUACUGGUAUAGAGCCUGAUGCAGCGGCAACAUCGGGCGUGUGUAGAGUGGCUGCCGGCAUCGGUGCAGGACAGGAGGUGGAAGGAGGUCAAGCACUUGAGGAUGUGCAUCCGGUCGGGGCAGAAGCAGACCACCGGCCUGCUGAGCUGUCCUGGGCUCGUACGCUGUGGGCUUCAUCAGUGGAGGCAGCAGGUCCUGGCCCAGCUGCGAUGCACUCGGUGCAUUUCGAUGCCAACUUCAAGCUGGACCUGCUGCCCCGGCCCAAGUACCACAAGACGUAUGUGCAGCUACAGCGCCGGCGAUUCUUCAUUAGCAACGGGGUCAUCCUCUCUGCCAUCG